Seriola dumerili (greater amberjack) is the source of this 3937-nucleotide messenger RNA. RefSeq names its product DNA cross-link repair 1B (gene dclre1b). The record is from RefSeq and is a predicted model, not a curated record. The coding region runs from base 462 to 2324 and encodes 620 amino acids. Gene Ontology annotation, biological process: interstrand cross-link repair; protection from non-homologous end joining at telomere; double-strand break repair via nonhomologous end joining. Gene Ontology annotation, molecular function: damaged DNA binding; 5'-3' DNA exonuclease activity. NCBI's taxonomy places the organism in Eukaryota, Metazoa, Chordata, Actinopteri, Carangiformes, Carangidae. The transcript has 4 exons.
GUGUGUGUUGUUAUUAGCGUUGUAACUGCGAAACUGUAACGACUGGCAAGCUGUGUGUAGUGCCGAGGUUAAAGAGAAGAUUUUCAAAAUACAAAAUAAUGGUGUCACGAAGCAACAAAGAGUUUUGAGCCGGUUAAAGCUAACUAGCUACAUCGUGUGUAGCAACGUCGGAGUUCCCUGUAGGGUUAGCCAAAGUUAGCUUCCAGUGGGUUGUCUUCUUUUUCUUUACUGCCAACGCUGCAUAAAGUUUCCACCGACACUAGACCAAUAAUUGCACUGUAGCAUGUGUACGGAAACAACCUUAAUUUUACAACUCACUUCCACAGCUGUUUCUUCAGUUGUUCUAUUGCCGCCAACUAACAUAAAUGAGUACAAGUUAAGUAAAUAACUUACCGUUACAGUCAGUUAUCGGCCCAACUUUCACAUCGCUGAGGGCUGGACAUCCAGUGAAAUCACAGACCAUGUACGUCAAUGGGAAUGUUAUCCCGCACACCCCGCUGGCCGUAGACUUCUGGCAGGUGCGGAAAUGUCCUGGCACCCGUCUGUUUUUCUUGUCCCACAUGCACAGCGACCACACGGUGGGUUUGACCUCCACCUGGAGCGACCGGGCCAUCUACUGCUCACCCACCACUGCCACACUGCUCAAACUCAAACUGCAGGUGAAAGAAAAGUGGGUCCAUCCAUUGGAGCUGGCUGAGCCAAGCCUGCUGCCACUGGAUGACAUCGGCAAGGAGAUGCUGACGGUCACCCUAAUAGACGCCAACCACUGUCCAGGGGCUGUCAUGUUUCUUUUCGAAGGCUACUUUGGCUCUAUACUGUACACAGGUGACUUCAGAUAUACUCCCACGAUGCUGCGUGAGCCGUGCCUGAGGACAAACACCACUAUAGAUGUGCUGUACCUAGACAACACCAACUGUGACCCCAACCGCACCCUCCCCUCCAGACAGCGAGCCACUCAACAAAUCAAAGAGAUCAUCCGCAGCCACCCAAACCACAAUGUUGUCAUAGGUCUGUAUGCACUGGGAAAGGAGUCCCUGCUGUUGGAGCUGGCGAUGGAGUUUAAAACCUGGAUUGAGGUGAGCUUUCAGAGGAUGGAGACCCUAAAGGUUCUGGAACUGCCUGACGUUUUCACCACUGACCCGGGAGCCGGUCGUAUCCGAGCCGUGGACCAGUCAGAGAUCUGUUCUGCCACUUUUCACCGAUGGAACAAAGAACAACCCACUUUGGCCAUCUUGCCCACAAGCAGGCCCCUAGUAUCCUUCCACCCCAAUGUCCAUGUGGUGCCCUACUCCGACCACUCCUCAUACCAAGAACUGGAGGAUUUUGUCUCUGCGCUUAAACCUACCUGCCUUAUACCCAUUGUAGGAAAGUGCAUACCUGGAAGUCUUUCUGCUUUACUGCCCAGCAAAAAGCGCCAUGAAAUCCUGGUGCCUGAGUCAGUACGACAACACAUGUUGAGACAGCCUGAGAACCAGCUCAGCUCAUCAGCAUGCACCAGCCUUCGCCGUAGACACUGCAGACCUCUUCCUCCCAAAGGGGUGAUAUUUGAGUCUCCUGUGAGUGCGUCCAGGAGGUCAUGUGAAGAUGUCUGGGGAGCAGAAUGCCAGGAACAGGAUGCUUCUGAGGAAGAGAUGGACACAGAAGGUAGUGAAAGGGACUCUGAUUGUGUCCUUAUCGAUAUGAGCAAGAAACUCACCCCUAACAAAAACAUAAGAGGGGCUGGAGACAUGUGGAGCCUCAACAUCGUCCAGACAGUCUCUGAAGAUAUGGUGAUGGGAGAGUCGGUGCCAUUCAGUCAACUCACCCAGAGCAACUUUGCUCCAGUGGAGAUCCUGACCAACACAAAUGCUUGCUUGCAGCCUGUCAGGACCAGGAAAAGGCAUUUUCAUACUAAUGGCAAAAUAAUCAGCAAGAGAGCAUUGAGUGAAAAUUACAGUAGUCAACAUGGUCGACAUGGAAAUGUUGAGAACAACACACUGUCAAACGAUGAUUGCAUGGAUCAGGACAGUGGACAUGGAAUCAAUCAGGAUGAUGACAUAAUGUCAAAUGACAAUAACAUGAGUCAGCGUAAUGGAUGUGAAAAAGAUCAGGGCAACAGCAUGGCAUUAUUUCAAAACAGCCCCAUUAACGAUUCCUGCAAUUCAUCUAGCCCCUUUAAUGACCUGAGGGAGGAAUAUAUAGAGGAGCUUGAAAACAGUAUUUUAAAGGGUCUCACCUUCACAGAGGAGGACUUAAAAACCUGGGGCCUCCUGCAGCACAGCUUUAUGCAACAGUACCCCCUCUGUCCACUACAUGACGAAAAAGAUGACGUCUCUGACAAAUAAUGUGACCUGACGUCUAAGUUUUUGCCUUGCUUUAGAGGCCUUUUAGAGUCUUCUGUGUGUGUCAACAUAAGCACCUUAAAGCCACAGCACUAUUUUCUGUGCUUUGUCGUCGGUAACUUCCGACUUUAUAUAAUUUUCCUUAUGGUGCCUCCAUUUUGUAUGGGUAGCCUGGAGUUUAGAAAAGCAGGUUUGUUAUCAAAAAGUAGACUAGGUCCUUGGACUGGACCUGUAUAGUGAUGGACUAAUCCUUGGCUUUACCUUGGCCUCCUGGGUGUGUAAGCCAGCAAAAAUAAAUCCUCAUUUCUCAUUAAAGACUAAAACUAUUUUCUUUCUUGUGAUGAAAAAAAAAAUUAUCAGUGACCUUUAUUGGCCAUGUAUAAAUGUAUACCAUGGACGAGGCUGAGUCACAGCUCAAAGUAGUCAGUAGUCAAAUGAGAGUCAGAGGAUCUUGGAGUGCUUUGAAAUAUCAGUGGAUGAAGAUGUUUUUGCUGCUGCAAAGAGCUAAGAGUUACAAACCAAAACCCUGAUUCAGUUUCAGCCUAAAAGCCGAAACAAAGUUAGAAAAAGGUUUUUGGCAUAUACCAGAUCAGCCUUUUUCACUCAAGAUUUUAUUUUCAUCUUCUUGCUGUGUGAAUAAUGUAAUGCCUUUUUUGAGUAAAUCUGAAAAAAACAUUGUUUUGUUUUGUAAAAUCUGUAUUUUGCAGUUUUGAGUCAAGAGAAAGUUGCUGCACUGGUACUUAAUAUUGAAAAAACAAACUUCCUGUGAUUGUCUUUAUUUGUAAAUGUACACCUAGUUUUGAUAGUUACUGUGCAAAAUUAAGUAUUUUUUUAAGAUGUUAUUUAGCAGCUACAGCUGUGUUCUUUUCUUUGUUAGUCGACCACUGAAGAAAAAUUAUCAUCAAACGCAGCUCAGCAAACUCCAAAACACUUUCAUCCCAACAUUUCAUUUUUUUAAGGAAUUGGUUGUAUGAAUCAGUAAUGCAUGUAUAAAUAUUUUAAGAAAGAAGUUGUGUUAAAUUAGGUGCAUCUAUAUUGAAUAUCUUUAAUGUUUCUGAUUGUAUUCUUACUGCAGUUUAAUGUGUCUUUCAUAUUGUUUUUGUUCUCCAUGACGACCUUUGUCAACUCCAAAAAGUAUCUGCUAUUGUCCUUUUUACAUGUUUUGAUUAGAGGUGAAAAAAACCAAACGGUGUGCAGCUCGACUUCCCUCUUUGUGAACUUAAUCCCUCACUCUGGCAGUGUUAAUCCCAGAUUUUACCUGUUGGACUACAGUGCUCUAUAAAUGCCAUUUGUGAAGCCACACUUUGACUUUUUAUUUGUGGGAAAAAAAAAAAUUUUGGCUUCAUUUUAGCCAUUAAAAACUAAAAGAUAGAUGUUAAAAUGUAAUUUUCUUUUCAGUAAAUGUAUAUAUAUAUUAUACUAAGUACUAAUAGGAAAACCUGCUUUAUUGUAAUGCAUUACUGCAUACUGUAUUUACCUUGGUGUUUCAUAUUUAUGAACAAAGCAUCUUUGUAUAAUAAAGGAUGUGUUGUUGAAAAGUGUAACACGUAACUACGCUGAAUGCAGGCUCCUCAUGUACCAAAUGUUUCCUCAGUAAAUUACAGAUUAUUUGCAAA